Messenger RNA from Cydia pomonella (codling moth), 1383 nucleotides. RefSeq lists its product as uncharacterized. The transcript is spliced from 4 exons. The coding region runs from base 442 to 1383 and encodes 313 amino acids. The record is from RefSeq and is a predicted model, not a curated record. NCBI's taxonomy places the organism in Eukaryota, Metazoa, Arthropoda, Insecta, Lepidoptera, Tortricidae.
CGCAGAAGUAUGCAGGUUUCCUCACGAUGUUUUCCUUCACCGAAAAGCAACUGGUAAGUAUCAAUGAUAUUUCGUACAUAAGCUCCGAAAAGUUAGAAACUAGGUUUGAACCCGAGGCCUCCGGAUUGAAAGUCUAGCGUACUACUGCCACGCCACUAGUGCUCGACAAAAAGUACAUUUUAUAAUUACUAAGUGUUUUAAAACGCUGAUGAUGUAAUUAGCAAGCAGUCUUAAAGUAACCAAGUCCACUCUGUAUCCAAUAAAUCAAUCUGUUUGCAAUUCAUAUUGAAACUCCUUUACAUCGGAAACAUACUGGCCACUUUAGACUACAUACUGAUUCCGUAUUUGAUUAGAUUAAUGACAACUACAUUCUAUUAUGUGCUGUUUUCCUGCGAUAAUGCAAUAUUAUUUUAUGGUUAUGUGAAAUAGUUAACAUAAAUUAUGAAUCCCGGACCGAGUAGUGGAGAGCAUACACAGCAGGAACUGGUAUUUAUAGAGAGCCAGAGAGGAGGUAAAUCGCUAUUACAUGACGGCUAUAGAUACAAUUUGAAUAAAACUAAUAAAGACAGCACUACACUAUGGCGUUGCGUAAACCGUGCCGACUGUAGUGCAUCUAUAAAAUUAGGCCCGCAGCGAAACAAUGUGAGGACACCCCCAACUCCACAUUCCUGCCGAAGAAACAAAUUUAGAAAUGAAGUAGAUUUGAUAAUUGAUUCCUGUAAAAAAGAAGUAUGUAAGAAUUAUGCCCCCGUUAAACAGAUUUUUGAAGAACAAAUAACUAAAUUGAAUUUACAUGAAAAGUCAGGCAAACAGUUUUUCGGAGACUCCACCUUCAAAAGAGUUCCCAAACCCUUCAAACAACUUUUCACGUUACAAUUGGAUAUUGGAAGUAACGAAAACCAUACGAAUAUUGUUCCAGUUGUCUAUGCCCUCCUCCCUGACAAAACAAAAAGAACAUAUAUCAGAUUGUUUGAGGCACUUAAGAGAAUAAGGACUCUUAAAAGAGAAUUAUCGCUUGACAUAGACUUUUUCAAAUGUGACUACGAAGUAGGCCAAUACAAAGCGUUCAGAAUGGUAUUCCCUCAAGCUAAGUUGACUGGAUGCUACUUCCAUUUUAACAAAAAUGUAUGGGAUAAGGGUGAAGAAAUGAAUCUCACAUCAACAAAGGAAGGACGCCACGCUGUCAGAUUGACCGCGAAUUUACCAUUGAUUCCCACCGCUUGUAUAGCCGACGCUUGGAUUAAUAUUAUACAAAUAACACCUGAUACGGACGAAAUGCGGGAUUUCCAUUGUGCCGCCUCCUUCCACGCGACGACGCGAAUUCGCGUCCUCGGUAUCACGUUUAGGCAUAGACAGGACGCGAAUUCGCGUCUUCGGCACUGA